Molecule: messenger RNA, 2367 nt
Organism: Impatiens glandulifera
Lineage: Eukaryota; Viridiplantae; Streptophyta; Magnoliopsida; Ericales; Balsaminaceae
Product: probable CoA ligase CCL8
Exons: 17
Coding region: 144-1991 (615 amino acids)
Biological process (GO): fatty acid metabolic process
Molecular function (GO): medium-chain fatty acid-CoA ligase activity
Source: RefSeq, a predicted model, not a curated record
UUCUUCCUUGUCCUCCAACCAAACCCACAAAACCCAAUAGUCAGUCUGACUCGUAAUAAUCAAUCACAAAUCACAGAUAAUACCGAAGAGAGCCGCCCCGCCAUUAAUAAUAAUUAUCAUUUGAGAAGGUAGGAAAAGAAGCAAUGAGUUCAAGUUUAUUAAACGCCUUCAACUACCUCAGACCUCUUUACACCGCCUGCUACCCUUCUUCAUCUUCAUGUCUUGAGCAGCCAUCUACUUCUUUCUCUCGCUUUCUUUCCUUUAAAUCUCUUCCUAACCCUAGUCUACGUUUUUACUCCUCUCCCCGGCAUUCAUCAUCCUCCUCCUCCACUUCGAGAGAAAACACAGGUAUGAAUUUUAUGAAAGAGUUUUCAGGAAUGGGUUCUACGUCUUGUGGUGACCGUGUUGCUAUAAGGGCUGAUCAGAAGAGCUACAGUUACAGUCAACUACUUUCAUCUGCAUAUAACAUAUCAAAGCUCUUAAGUAGUAAGGUGGAUAGUAAGAAUGAGAAUUACAAUCUUGGUGGAGCUAGGAUAGGAAUUGUAGCUAAGCCUUCUGCCGAGUUUGUUGCUGGAAUUUUAGGAACGUGGUUAAGUGGUGGUGUUGCUGUUCCGCUUGCACUGAGCUACCCAGAAACUGAGCUCAUGCAUGUUAUGAAUGAUUCGGAUAUAUCAAUGAUUUUAAGCACCGAAGACUAUUCUGAGCUGAUGCAAAAUGUUGCCGCUAAAACAUCUGCUCUGUUUUCCCUUAUUUCUCCUGUUGCUGAUGCAUCUUUGAGGGUUAGUGAGGAUAACGAGUUGCAUAAGAAAGAAUUGGACAAGUUUGGAGAUUUGUUCCAUGUCCAAGGAGAGGAUCCAGCCCUGAUCAUAUAUACUAGUGGCACUACAGGUAAACCUAAAGGAGCAGUGCAUACACAUAAAGGCAUCCUAGCACAGGUUCAAAUGUUAUCGGAAGCAUGGGCAUAUACAUCUGCUGACCAAUUUUUGCACUGUCUACCAUUGCAUCAUGUCCAUGGGCUUUUCAAUGCUCUACUGGCUCCACUGUAUGCUGGUUCAGCGGUUGAGUUCAUGCCAAAAUUUAGUGUUAGAGGAAUCUGGCAGAGAUGGAGAGAAUCAUAUCCAAGAGAUGGAACAAAGGCGGAUGAUGCAAUAACUGUUUUCACCGGUGUUCCAACAAUAUAUACUCGGUUAAUACAAGGUUACGAGGCAAUGGAUCCUGAGUCACAAGCUUACUGUGCUUCAGCUGCAAGCAAGUUACGGCUAAUGAUGUGUGGCUCUUCUGCACUUCCCUUUCCCAUUAUGCAGCAAUGGGAGACUAUUACUGGUCAUCGCCUUUUGGAACGAUAUGGCAUGACUGAGUUUAUCAUGGGCAUUUCAAAUCCCUUAAGUGGCGUAAGGAAAGCAGGCACUGUAGGCAAGCCAUUUCCUGGGGUGCAGACCAAGAUACUUCCAGAAGAUGGUCAUAGUGACGACACAUCGGUAGUGGGUGAACUUUGCAUCAAGAGCCCUUCGUUGUUUAAAGAAUACUGGAAACUUCCUGAGGUAACUAAGGAAUCCUUCAUUGAGGAUGGAUUCUUCAAGACUGGAGAUGCUGUUAAAGUGGACGAAGAUGGAUACUUCAUUAUUUUGGGCCGUACUAGUGCUGAUAUUAUGAAAGUUGGAGGAUACAAGUUAUCUGCAUUAGAAAUUGAAUCUGUUCUUUUAGAGCAUUCAGCAGUAUCAGAAUGCUGUGUGUUGGGCUUACCUGACGAAACCUAUGGAGAAGCUGUAUGUGCAAUAAUUGUACCUGAAGCGGAGACGAAAUUACAAAGAGAGGAAGAGCUGAAACCUGCUCUUAGCUUGGAAGAGCUAAGUGGUUGGGCAAAGGAGCGAUUAGCUCCGUAUAAGCUACCUACAAGGCUAUUCUUGUGGAAUUCACUUCCUCGAAAUGCUAUGGGCAAGGUGAACAAGAAAGAGCUGAAAAAGAAAUUAGCAGCUGAUGGAGGGCCAUAACUUCUUUAAAAAAAAGUAAAAUCAGUUUCUAUGGAAACCAUAUAUGGGAAUAAUUAAUAAUCAAUGAUUUGUUCAUUGUCACUAGUUAGUAUUUCUUAUAAUUAGCAAUUCUAUUAUUACUGUUUAUACUAUCUAAUAGAUUAUUGAAAGCCUCUAAAUGAAAUACAAUUUUGACAUUAUCUAAGAAAUAAUUUAUCACUACCCUUGCUGAAUCUUUUCCUGGUCUUGAAUUGUCAAUUGUCAUGGGCAUUUUGGGUAUUUCUUCUCUGUAGUUAAGGGUAUUAUCAAAGUUGGAAAGUCGACUCUGGCCUCAGUAUGAACUUUUGAGUAAAGUUGGAAGUUUAUUAUUCAAUAGAAUUAUUUCCUUAAAGCUGAA